Messenger RNA from Prinia subflava (tawny-flanked prinia), 3620 nucleotides. RefSeq names its product MPL proto-oncogene, thrombopoietin receptor (gene MPL). Gene Ontology annotation, molecular function: protein binding; cytokine receptor activity. Gene Ontology annotation, cellular component: external side of plasma membrane. NCBI's taxonomy places the organism in Eukaryota, Metazoa, Chordata, Aves, Passeriformes, Cisticolidae. Bases 1548 to 3578 code for a protein of 676 amino acids. The record is from RefSeq and is a predicted model, not a curated record. The transcript is spliced from 12 exons. Gene Ontology annotation, biological process: cytokine-mediated signaling pathway.
CCCAGACUAGUCCCAGGUCUCAUCACACCAUGGAGAUGGGUUUUCUUAGGAUCCAACUGGGAUCUUUUCCCACACACACAAUUUAAGGCUUGGUCUUGUUCCCAAAGGGAUAUGGAGAACAGACUAUGUCCUUCCUUUGCACAACUGCCUCUUAAGUGCUUAAAAAUUGCUCCUGCAGCUUCCCCUCAGCUGGUUGCUCUUUAAAGGGAUGGCCCUGCUCCUCCAGCUGGCUCCUGUGGAGCUGUGCAACUCCACACCCUUCCCACCCUGGCCAGCUGGCACCUCCCAGCACUGUGCUGAGCCAUCAGGUAACUUCCCACAUCUGGCAAAGUGAUCGCUGUUUGACCAGCCUGCUCAAACAUGUGCUGCUGGGGUGAUCCUCACAUGCCCAUCCCUCGAGGGUCACCUGGACUCUGUGCUGCACCCUCCUGGAGGAGCUGCUGUCCCAGGCUUCAGUGCCUCACUGCUGUUUGUUACCGAGAGUGGUUGGGCUUCGCCUCUGCUGGCUUCAGCUUGCUCAGCCCUGGACAUGCCAUCCAACUGUCUGUCCCUCCAUCUUCUGCGGUCCCAUGAGAAGCAAGAGUGGCUCCUGCAGAGCCUGUAUCCCUGCUGGAGACAGGGGCAUUUGCAGUGUCCUCCUGAGCAAGAGUCUCUUAUCCCCAGAAGGUCUCUGAACCCUGUCAAUACCAUUCUGAUUUUCCAUUCUGGCUUCCAGUGCUCUUUGGCAUCAACUGCAGCUGUUAGUGAGCAGCCUCUCUGCCCCAUCCCUGAGGUCCCCAGUGAAUCAGUGAAGGACACUGGCCCUCACAAACGGCCUGACAUGUGCCAUUGCCUCUACAUCCCCUCUGCUCCCAGCUGGCAACAGUGUCUGGGGCAGUGUCACCAGACAAGAUUUGUCUGUGGCAAGUUGGGGCUGGCUGCUCCUAUCUCCCCUCAGUGCCUCUGGUGCUGUCCUCAGCUGCUGGGCUUGAAGAAGCAAACCUGGCCUUGGUGCACAGGGGACACACGUGCAAGUGGCUCCCUGUGCCCUGUCUGGUGCCCUCCGGGCUGUGCAGUGGUGCUGUGCUCUGGCAGGGUGGGAAACCCUGCAGCCACCAGAAGUAGUGGACUGGCACAAGGUUGGGCAUGACUGUGGCUCACCACAUGUGACCUCACUGUGGUGGCCCUGCUCCUGCACCGCUGACACCUCUGUGGGCUCUGCCCCUGUGCCUGCAGCUCUGUUCCUGGCACAGCCAUGGAGACGGUGCCACUGGCAGAGCAGACCUGGAGUACACCAGUGCUGGGUGACACAGGACACAAGGGAGGCAGAUGAGCUGUGCCAUAUCCCCUGCUCCCAUGCGGCAGCAGCCCCAACAGCCUGCCCUGCCCCACACAGGGCCUCCCUAGUUUCUCGGGGGUUGUUUUCUUCCUACCCCGUCCUCCCAGCAUGCCAGUAGCCACACGGGCAGGACAUGCCGCCUAUCUGAUAGGAGCAGUCUCUCUUGGCACUGCGGCCGGCGGCAGAGGGACUGUGGCAUUGUGGUUUCAGGCACAGGGAAGUGCUGGUGAUGGGGCGGGGGGAGCCCCCAGCCAGGCUUCCUGAGCCGCACAGCCACCACUUCCCAGAUAAAGGGAUCGCCCAGAGGAGCUGCAGCAGCUCCCAGGACACUGGGAAGGGCCAAGUGCAGCACAUGUGGCUCCGGCACGCAGGUUGCAGGAUGGCAGCCUGCCUAUGCCAGGGCUGGCAGCUCUCACUGCUCCCUGCCGUCCUGCUCAGCCUCUGCAGCCCACCGUCAGCCCCUGAGCCAGUGACAUCCCAAGACGCUGCACUGCUAGCAGGCGUGUCCAAGGCCAUCCUCUGUUUCUCCCGCUCCUUCGAGGACCUCACCUGCUUCUGGGACGAGGAGGAGACAACAACUGGGAUGUGCCACUUCUACUACUGGUACAGCAGCGAUGUGCCCACAGAGUGCAUGGUCUCCACAUGGCACCAUGGGGCUGGCGGGAAGCGACACGUCUGCGUCUUCCCCAGCCAGGACGUGCGGCUCUUCACCGAGCUCCACCUCCGCGUCCUGAAUGCCACAAACCACACGAAGUACUCGCGGGAGCUCAGCGUGGAUGCAGUGGGUCUCAUUGCUCCCCCAGUGAACAUCACGGCCCGCUGGGCUGGGGCUGUGGGGCAGCUCUGCGUGUCGUGGCAGCCACCACUCACCGAUUUCCUGAACUUCUUCCUCUACGAGGUGUGGUGCUGCCCUGCCAGCUCCCCAGGGACGCCCUACAGCACCACAUCGAAUCCCAGUGGGCAGCACCCUGGAGACCCCUCCUUCCAGUCAACUGCCAGCACCCACACACCCAGGGCCGGGGCAGCAUCCCCAGGAGUGGGGCAGAGGCUGGUCCAGGCCAACACCUGGGUGGUGCUCCAGGACCUGCAGCCAGGGGUGAGGUACCAUAUCCAGGUGCGCAGCAAGCCUGAUGGUACCUCCAUGGACGGUGUCUGGGGACCCUGGUCACAGGCAGUGGCUGCAGAGACACCCCACUCCUCCGGAGACAUCGGGCUGUGCUGCAGUACCCCUGACCUGCGGCACGUGCGCUGCGAGUGGAGCUGGGACCCUGCAGAGCCCCACAGCUCCCACCAGCUCUUCUACCGGCCACCUCCAAGCAGGCCUGGAACAGGGGAAGAUGCAUGGCAACAGUGCGAGGAGGUGAGCAGGGGGGCACAGAGCACCCAUGCCUGCACCUUCCAGCCCAAGGCUGGCAGUGCCAUCUCUGUCCUGGUGAAUGUCACCCGGACCCACACAAUGCCCACACUCAGCUACUUCAAGGAACCCUUUUGGCUGCACCAGGCUGUGCUCACAGACGCCCCACAGCUUGUGCAGGCGACAGUGUCGCAGGGCCGGCUGAGCCUGCAGUGGCUGCCGCCCCUGGAGCUGCUGGCAGAGCAGCUGGACUACCAGGUCCGCUAUGCCACGGAGAACAGCCGUGACUGGAAGGUCCUGCAGGUUCCACGAGCAGCUAGGAAAGAAGUGCUGGACCUGCGGCCAGGCAGCCGCUACCAUGCCCAGGUGCGGGCCCAGCCCAGCGGGCCGUGGUACCAGGGCAGCUGGAGCGCCUGGUCCAAACCUGUUGUGGUUGAUGCCAUGGCUGAUGCAGGUAAGGGACAAGGCAGGGCUGGACGCUGCGACCAGAGGAGGCUACAGUUCCAGCGUUCCUCCUCCGAUGCAGGCUGGCUCAUCCCCAGUGUCACGGUGGUACCGCUGCUCUUCUCAGCAGUGCUCCUGGGGCUGCGGUGCACCUUCCCCUCCCUCUACAGCAACGUGAAGCAGAAACUCUGGCCGCCCCUUCCUGACCUGCAUCGUGCUCUGGGCAGCUUCCUCCAGGAGAGCAGCAAGCACGGCCAGGCCAGCGCCUUCGACAAGCUGCCGCCAGAAGAGGCCGUCGUGCCCUGUCUGCUGGAGGUGCUGCCCGGCCCACGGCGUGAGGCGGGCCCGCCGCCGGAGCACGCUGGGGGCCGCCUGUCCAGCACCGACAUCGCCAACCAGUCCUACCUGCUCAUGAGCGGCUGGGAGCCGCGGGCAGCCACGACCGCCCCCACCCCGCCAUAAACGCUUGUCCCCACUCAAGCACCCGCCUGGUCCCUCAUUCGC